GACAGACGCCUUUAUUAAGCCGGUUGGUGCAGAAAAAUACACUGAGGCUACAUUUCAUGUGGAAUAAUUCGUCCAUUCAGACGUUCAUUUAACCCUUCAAAGUUUGCUGGAUUAAUUAUACACCAAUUUUACUUUGAGAUGCAAAGCAGGUGCAUGCUACAAGUUGUUUUCGUCGUAUCGUCGCUAAUUUUAUCCAAAGCACAACAUGUGAUCGGAUCAGGUCACUCCUGUCUCAGAUCGAGUCCUGCAGAACACGGACAGACGCGCAUCACGUUUCUGCGCGAGGACGCGGCCGGUGUGCGCUCCUUGUACGUCAGCCUGUGGUCCGAGGAUACGCAACCGGUAAUAUGCGAGGUAAAUACCAAUCCAAUUGUCAUGGACAGAUACUGCAGUAUUUGCGACAGAAGCGGCACCCAGGGCCAAGAAAUCACCCAGAGGUUUAACAUCAGCAAGCUGUUGUCUCCGGAUUCUCCGUGCGCGCUCGUCUCCUCCAGUGUGCCAAAGUUUACCAAGCGCACAAGAAGAGAUGGGACAGUCGGGAAAGUUCGGAGGAAACGGGCAUGGAUAUUCCCGGGGACGCUGUGGUGUGGUACUGGCAGCAAAGCGGCCGGAUACGAACAGUUAGGGAUGUUUGAGAGUGCAGAUACAUGCUGCCGUGAGCACGACCACUGCCUGCAUGUCAUCCUGUCUUUCACAGUGAAUUAUGGAGUCUUCAACUCCAACUUCUUUAGCGUCUCACACUGUGACUGUGACCAAAGGUUUCGACAGUGCCUUCUCGGUGUGAAUGAUACCAUUUCCAGCAUGGUGGGCUACAGCUUCUUCAACAUCCUGCAGGUUCCCUGCUUUAGGCUCAAACAGCAGAUGCGAUGCACUGAGAUGUACUGGUGGGGAACGUGUAAAGUAGCCAAAAAGGCUCCCUUUGCUGUCUUCCAAAACCCCCUCCCCUACGCUGAUGUUACAAGCAAUAAUGGGGACAACACUGACAGCAACAUGGUAGCAAGUAGCAAGGAGAAGCAUACCGAAAGCUUUGUGAUCAACCCAUGCAAAAAGUCCCCCAAAAGUGAACGUAGAUGGAACUCCAGAGACACAUCCAGAGGAGACACUUUCUACCUCAGAAGGACAAAAGGGAAAGGAUGUAAAAGACACAGGAAACUGGAUACAACACCAUCCCAAAUGCCCACGAUGUCAAGUGUGUACACCACUAGUCCUUCAAUGAAAAUCAGCCUUUUCAAUGCUUCUAAAAAUACUGCAAUGGUGCCGAUUAAAAAAAGAAUUGGAAAAAAGAAGAGCAACAGUAAGGGCCUGUCGGAUUACGUCACACAGAAAAGCCAAGUUCCACCACAGGUGAACACAAACUCUUAUCCACAAACAACAUCUACAACACAAAGCGCCCCAUAUUUAAUACAGAAGCCAGCGCUGCAGCUACACUUACCAACAGCCGUCACGGCAGUGACCAAAAGUCGCAAAACAUUUCCAAAGCAAAGUCGUUGUUAUGGAUUGCGGAUGCCUCUCAGAGGUGACACAUUUCAGUCUCAUUUUAAAACUUGUCUCGAACAAAAUACAACAUCUAGCGUGACAACUGUUACUCCCUCAACAACUACAUAUGGAAUACCAAUCGAAGUAGCAACAGAUAGGACUCUGAGGCUCACACAGACAACAGAAACACCCAAACAAGACACUCUAAAAAGACUCUGGAGUACAGCUUCUGCAACGGCAGUCAUAACAAAACCGGAGAUAGCAACCUCCAUUCAUGAGGAAGGCAAGCCACAAAAGCCGAUGGAUUCCACUCUACAGCAGAAUAAUACACGGCAAGAGGCCAUGGGUCACAGCACCAUAGCCCAAAGUACACAUGCAGGAAGACGCCUGAAGCAUAAUAUUGCAUUAGAUAAUGUGACAGACAAUCAACUCCUGUGUGGAAGCCUCAAACAGCUAGAUGGAUGUAAAUACAUCAUCCUUCCUUUGGAGAAGAAGUAUGAUCUGCAGAACGUGGAGUCAAAGACUGCAUACCACUGUGAUUGCACCAGCCGGUAACUUUUUUAUAUCUGCAAGGGGCCUGAUUUACAAAGGAGCUGGAUAUCUACACUGAGUAAAGCAUGGAACAUAUCUUUUUCUCCAGUCCAUGUUUUAAGUUUAAAUGGGCCCAGGUUUUACUCAGACAAUUUAUCCUUAUAACUUAGUGAUCCUUUUUCCAUUAGACAGGCCAAUGUUCUACUGUGUUUACUGCUGUAGAUAAAAAAUUGUAAUAUUAGACAUUUUUGAUUUUGUGUUGUCUUAUGUGUUUUGGCCACAAUACCAAUAGUUCAGCAUAACGUUAUUCUCCUCCCUGGAAACAGCUUUACAAGGUGGUCCAUUGAGGCCAAGGAAAUACAAGCCUUACACAGCUUUUGAACCAAUCCAAACUAAACGCUGUUCUCCCAGUAAUCCAUUAUGACUUUGUUUUGCAUUCCUGAGCUACUUCAAGGUUUGACCUUCAUAUUGCAGUGUGAUGAAGUAACCAGGGCAACUUUAUCAUAAGGUCUAAAUGAAGCACAACAGGGUUUUUUUUUCUUUUUGUUUAAAGAACAAUUGCGGUGGCGCCAUUGAAAGUUAAGCUGUUUCCAGCAGAGUUUCCACAUUCUUCACCCUGAUAGGGGGAGUAUAGUUUAAUAAUAAACUAGGCAUAAUUGACAAAAAAAUAACAAUGAGACCAAGGUAAUAAAAAAACAAAAACUUAGAGUUCGUUGUUGUCCAGUCACACCCUUUGAAAUACAUGUCAACAGACCUUUUUCCCAGCAGACAUUGUGACUUGUCAUAAAAAGUGUUACUCAUAAUGAUAACGAUGGCUUUGUUCAAAUUAAGUGUCCCAGUAACCCACGACAGUGUGACAGUGAACCAGCUGCAAUAAACCUUUUUCACAGCAUAUAUUUUGGCCGGUCACAGCAGGAAAAGCACAGGUGACAUUAAUGACAUAAACGAUGGCGGCAUAUCAUUUAGUUUUGGCAGUUCGACAGCUCUUGCAUUGUGCAUGCUAGCUCAAUAGGUCCUUUUCACAGCAGCUAUUUGACAUGUGAGUGCAGAGUAAAUACAGGUGUUAUUAAUAACACUGAUUAUGACACAUUUUUAUAAUUAGUCAACAUGUCUGCUGUGAAAAGGCCUAUACAUUUUGGAAUGAAGGCAGGUUACAAAUAGUGAUGUUUGAUUAUGUAUUGUGACUCCUUCUACUGUGUGCAACACUCACGCAUAGGCUACAGCAGCACAUGCAUGCAGACUAUUAUUGCUCAUUCUUAUCCCCAGCAUGUUAUAAGGAAUGAGGAAGGCCUGCCCCCACAGGCAGCUUUCUCUUUCUUUGUCUGUGUCUCUCUCUGAGUCACGCACCAAUUCAUGUUGGAUAUACAUCACACUCUAUUGUUUCAUUCCUGCCGUGUUGCUCACUUUAUUUCUGCAUGCGAGGUUGUUAAUGUUCUCUGCUUGUCUUUUUGUCGCUG
This is a messenger RNA of Anarrhichthys ocellatus (wolf-eel), 3464 nucleotides long. RefSeq lists its product as uncharacterized. Gene Ontology annotation, molecular function: A2-type glycerophospholipase activity. Gene Ontology annotation, biological process: arachidonate secretion; phospholipid metabolic process. Bases 139 to 2031 code for a protein of 630 amino acids. NCBI's taxonomy places the organism in Eukaryota, Metazoa, Chordata, Actinopteri, Perciformes, Anarhichadidae. The transcript is spliced from 6 exons. The record is from RefSeq and is a predicted model, not a curated record.